This is a messenger RNA of Durio zibethinus, 365 nucleotides long. The record is from RefSeq and is a predicted model, not a curated record. Lineage: Eukaryota; Viridiplantae; Streptophyta; Magnoliopsida; Malvales; Malvaceae.
AUGAAUAUUUUAAGAGGUUUUUGGAACAGCCCUAUUGAUCCCAAAACAACUCACUUUUGGGGGCCCGUUGCCAACUGGGGCAUCCCUAUUGCUGCAUUUUUAGACACAAAGAAACCACCAGAAAUGAUAUCCGGCAACAUUACUGCAGCUAUGUGCGUUUAUUCGUUGUUGUACAUGAGGUUUGCAUGGAUGGUACAGCCUCGCAACGGUCUCCUCCUUGUAUGUCAUUCCUCGAAUGAGACGGUGCAGCUUUAUCAGCUCUCACGUUGGAUGAAGACUCAAGGGUCGGUUCCUAUUUGAUUCUAUUUUAGUUUUUGUUUUAUUGUUUUUCAUUUAAAAGUAAUGAUUUUAUGGCCAAAUUUAAU